AUGGAGUCUCAUUGUUUUCCUGAGGGUCUUGGGAUUCUGGUUGUGGAUCAUGAUCAUGAUCCUCAAGGGUUGGACUCUCUUCGCAAGAUGCUUCUCAAGUGCAAAUACAAAGCAACUAUAUGUAAUUCAGCACAAGAGGCACUUCAUCUGCUCGACACACGAGAAGAAAAAUUCGACCUAGUACUCGGUGAUGUCGAUUUGCCAGACAUGGAUGGUUUCGAGUUUCUCCAACAAGUAGUCCAUAAAACGGACAUUCCAGUUAUAAUGAUGUCUGAUGACGGAGAGACGAGCAAGGUGAUGAAAGGGGUUCAGCACGGUGCCUGCCACUGUCUCCUCAAGCCCAUAAGGCUCAAGGAGAUCAGCAACAUAUGGCAGCAUGUGUUUCGGAAGAGAAUGCACCAACAAGAUGAUAAUUCUAAUAUUCAUGUUGGCAACAAAAGAAAACAUGCUAAUAUGAUCAAUAUUGCUGGUGUUGGUGCUGAUCCUGCACAUCCUGAUCCUGAUCCCGAUCCCACCCCUCUCAACAAGAAACCUAGGGUGGUUUGGACCCCUGAACUUCACCUGAAGUUCGUCAAUGCUGUCCAUUGCAUCGGAGGAUUAGAGAAAGCUGGUCCCAAGAAAAUACUUGACUUAAUGGGAGAGCCGUGGUUAACAAGAGAUAAUGUUGCUAGCCACUUGCAGAAGUAUAGGAUUUUUGUGAGCAGGCAAAAGAAAGAAGAUGAGCUCAAAGCUUCCUAUAAUGGAAUGAAUCUCUCAGGUUCACACCAGAACAUUGUCAUAAACCACAACCAGAGCAACACCAUCACCGGUUCCUUGCCAAUGGUGGCCAAUCAUCGGGACACCAACAUUUGUACAACUCCAAUGGAGUACAUUGAUCAUCCAAUGGUGACCGAUCAGCGAUGGGAGUACAUUGAUCAACCAAUGGUGGCCGAUCAGCGAUGGGAGUACAUUGAUCAACCAAUGGUGGCCGAUCAGCGAUGGGAGUACAUUGAUCAACCAAUGGUGGUCGAUCAGCGAUGGAAGUACAGUAAUCAGGCAAUGGAGAACGGGGUUUCCAAUCAUGGAAUAAAGUUUAGUGAUGAGCCAAUGGUUCCCAAUCAGGGAAUAAAGUUUAGUGAUGAGCCAAUCGAGUACAUUGAGCAUCCAAUGGUUACUCGAAGCCAACUACAACUGGAGCAUCGAAGCCAACUACAACUGGAGCAUCGAUACUCAAUACCCCACUCUCCGAGGAUGGAAGCAACAGACAAAAAUCCGUGCAGCAAUAGCUUAAGCAUCAGCUAUGCCGUUGGAACUGAUCAUGCAAACGCAUACCAACAACAGAAACUUUGUGGUAAAUUAGACUUUUUUAAGAAUUUGUAA
Molecule: messenger RNA, 1359 nt
Organism: Salvia splendens (bonfire salvia)
Lineage: Eukaryota; Viridiplantae; Streptophyta; Magnoliopsida; Lamiales; Lamiaceae
Product: two-component response regulator ORR26
Exons: 5
Coding region: 1-1359 (452 amino acids)
Biological process (GO): cytokinin-activated signaling pathway; phosphorelay signal transduction system
Molecular function (GO): DNA binding
Source: RefSeq, a predicted model, not a curated record